Molecule: messenger RNA, 1287 nt
Organism: Suillus paluster
Lineage: Eukaryota; Fungi; Basidiomycota; Agaricomycetes; Boletales; Suillaceae
Exons: 2
Coding region: 337-1062 (241 amino acids)
Source: RefSeq, a predicted model, not a curated record
CGAAUCAUAUUUCGAACCUUCUGCGUGCUCCGCACCAUGUUGCCUCCAUCAAUCCUAAAGUCACGAUUUUAACGACACAACCAUCCCUAUCCUCUGAGGUCAAUACACCUUCAUCUGCAUCGACACAGUCAAUACAGACACCGUCCUCUCCCUUUGUCCACGAGUAUCCUGACAGUCGGGAUGAUAUGGAGUUUGAUGAAUCCGACUCGGAAGAUGAGGACGUUGACUCUGAUAUUGAGGGGAUGGACGGUAUCGAAGAAGAAACCAUGCCGUUUUACGGUGUCGCCAUACCCCAAGUGAUGAAAUCUACUUCUGCGCUUGAAGGAGCGCUGGGGGAUGGUUCACGUUCAUCCGGCCCUUGGUGGCCACAGCCAUCAUCGUCAUAUAUUGUUUCGGACCGGCGAAUGUCCGUGUCAUGCUCCUGGAUAUCCUACAUCAUCUCACCGACCAAUACCUUCCCAAGCACAACGACGGCAGGAUAGCGAUAUGUAUUCCCCAAGACCACAUAAUACUUCGUCACCAGCAUCACCUUCAUACCCUCAUCACGGCUCUUCGUAUACCCAUGACAGUACGAGUUGCACGACUACAUUAUUCGCACCCACUUCCACAUUGUACCAAAAUUCAUCAUCUUCUCUAGCCGAUGCAAUUCCACUAGGCCUCACACCUGGAGCGACACGAAAUUCAUCCACUCGUCUGCCCAUUUUACAACCGCAACCCAUCCGCCCAAUCCCCCCCAUUCCUCUAGACGAAUUAGCAUCGUCCGCUGCCGAGGUUGAUGAGUCUGUCUUUCCGGACCAAGGCAUUCAUAGACCUCGAGAGCGGAGUCUUUCGCCCCUUCCUCUUCUUUGCCAACCAGUCUCCGAUGCCGUGAGGUAUCAAUUAAGCGCAACUUCUAGGAUCGCUCAGGGUGACGAGGAGUCAUAUGAUCAUCAGAUUACGGCGGAGCCGUCACCUAGAGCUCCCGUGAUUCAAACUCAUCAUUUUAAUCCGGCGUACCCCCGAAACUGCUCAGGAGCCGCGCACACUAAGACGUCUUCUUGUAGGAAAAGGAGUUGGCGGUGAUUUUUUUAAUAUCCAUGUCAAUUGUUCGUGCUGUGAUCAUGAAAGGUUUCACUUGGAUAUUUGAUCGGGCCUACUAAAUAAACUAUAAUAAUUCAACCUUGCAUAGUUUAUCGCAUGUCUUCAUUCCAUUUCAGGGCUCGUUAAUACUUACUUAACCUAGUGACAUUGUGGAAACGUACAGGUGUAAACAAAACGUGAACAAGUCAAACCAAAAGGAUGCGACGA